Symbiodinium pilosum is the source of this 3534-nucleotide messenger RNA. Lineage: Eukaryota; Dinophyceae; Suessiales; Symbiodiniaceae. The record is from the annotation of a GenBank genome assembly.
AUGCUGAGGUUUUCCAAGCAGCACACGGCGCCAACUGAAGGGUGGCAAUGCGUGCAGACUGAGCGCUUUUGCAGGCUGGCUGUUCCGCCAGAAGCCUUAUCAAAAAUGCACAAGAUGCACGAGCUGCUGAAGGCUCAGCAGGGCGAGGCAAGAUAUAAACUCGAAGACACUUCCGAUUCCACCAUGGACCUGAUGUGGAGUUCGAACUGCUGGCACGUCUUCUCAGAAUUACCUGGGAAGUCUGAGGCACCAUACAGCCAGAGGUCAUGGCAAGUCCGACCACAGGGCGUUUGUGGGGAGUCUGUGCUGAGCGGCUUCGGUGUUGGAGCCGUGAACAUGAAAGGUGUGAAGGGCUACGGAGACAUGUCGGUUGGUCAGGACUUCUGCAGCAUCUCUGUAUUGCCAUCUGGUUGGCAUGUGUAUUGCCUUUUUGAUGGUCAUGGCAGCAACGGGCAUUGGCCUGCAGAACGCGCAUCUCGUACGCUGCCUUACCUUUUAGAGGCCACCCAGGCUUGCAGCACGAUGCUCAGGCAAGACCGUGUGGAGGCAGCCCUUUACCAUGCUUUCGAGAAGGUUCAAAUGGACCUGGUCCGACAGUCUAUACAACGAGAUUUCGAGUUACAGGUAUGCGGAAGUACAGCCGUGUGCGUGAUGCAACACCCUCGGCAUGAUAAAAUCUGGGCUGCAACCUUAGGGGAUUCGAGAGCCGUACUGCUUGUCCCAGGCAAGGGAGCCGUUGCUCAAACCAAUGACCACAAGCCCUCGGUGGAGACAGAACAAUCCCGGGUUGAGAGUCUCGGUGUUGAGAUACAAAGACAAGUUCACGAAGAUGGGUUUGUUGAGGAACGACUCUUCAUUGUGGGAGAAGAUUUUCCAGGCCUAUGCAUGACACGGUCCUUGGGCGAUUUGUGCGUCAAAGACCAUGGAGUUAUCGCGGAGCCAGAGGUCAUUUGUUGGAACAUCAGCAACUACCCAGACAGUUACGUGCUGAUUGCCAGUGAUGGUAUUUGGGACUGCUUCACGUCCGAUGAAGUUGGUGAUUUGGUCUUGGAUUCGAUCUCCGCAGGUGAUUCCCUGGAGUUGGCGACGAGCAAAGUCUUGGAGACAGCGAAGGAGCGAUGGCGCGACUAUGAGGCCACGAAGAUGCCUGGGUACAUGCAAGACGAGAAGGAUGUUGCUCUGCAGGCUCACGUUGCACCCGUCUUGGGUGGUCUGGCGGCGCUGAAGGUCAAGCAUCGCCUGCAAGCACUUCAUCAGGAAGCAAAGAAGAGACAGCCUGCACUUCCAAGUGUUGGUCCUUCGAAUCUAUCGGUUACAAAUGCCCCGCCGGCUGAGAAGGUGCCUGAAAUCUCAGCAGCGGCGCCGAGCCAGAACCAAGCUACCAACAGCAUGGCAGCCUUGGUAUCGGCUGCAAGGACUACGCUUCCCAAGUUUUUAUCGGGAGCAUGUGGACUGGAAGAGGAAGCAGAGAUCAAAGCUCUACUCGGAGAGGUAGACAAGGACCUCCUAGACCUUAUCAAGGAGGUGAACCGCGUCCUCACAUGGUUGUUCAAUGAUUCGGACACAGACUUCGACAAUCGAAUCACUUACAGCCAGCUGAAGGCCAUGUUCCAUCGUGCUGGGGCACCCCUUGGAGCCGGUCUUGCGCUUGAGGUCGAUGCCAGCACGACUUCGGCAGAAAAGGAUGAUCUAUGCAGCAGGCUUCGAUUCCUUGAGGUCUUCACCUUGGUGUGCAUACGCGUCAAUCAAAGUCCCAUUUUAACAUCCAGACUACAAGACGCCAAAAGAGAUAUGUCUCGUGGUCUGAAGAGAGGCAACACCAGUGGCAGCGGUCUUGUUGGAAGUUCGGGCGACUUGGAGCGAGCUGAGACAAAAGUCUCCAUUCUUGCUGGUGUCCCGCGCAUGAACACGCAGGCUGACGCGCAGGAGAAGUGGGCGUCCACAGUGAGGCGCUUGAGUGCCGUGUUGAUUGGAGGGCGCCGGGCCUCCACGGAACGUGUCGCUGAGCCAGAGCCUGACCCUCCGCUGCUGGACUCAUUGCCCAGCUUGCGUGGUCAGCUGAGCUUGGGCCUCUGCGGUGGCGCUUUUGGGGGCGGCCAGUGCCGAGUCGGGCGUGAAGACAUUUGUGGAUGGCCAGCGCGGGGGACUGGGUGCCGCAUCAAGACGGCCUACAAGAGGUUGGGGGAACUUCCCGACCAGGCAGCAAUUGAAGGGCGACAGCCAGGUCCGCAGCGAGUGGUUUCAAAGGCCUACACCUGCAGACUGCCCCACGGAGGUGCUCUUGUUGGCAAGGAAGAUUCGAUCCUCCUUACAAGCCUGAGCCCGGAGGAAAGGAUUAAGGCAGCUUACGCUCGUGGCCGCGAGGCAGCUCAGAUCCUGCGCGGCGAGCUCAGUUGCUGGGAUAGACAGCCGCCGGACCUGCUACAUUUGGCCUGCGACUCCUCGGAAGAGCCCUUCUACACCACCUCUUUGCACAAGUACUUUGACUCAGUGAAAACUGGUCCAGGUGGCUCUUGGGAUCCGGCUUCAGUUUCGCACGGCUUUGCCUCUAUCUCCAAGGGCGAGGCCUUCUGCCGCGGUGCAGGCCUGAGUGGUCUGCCUCGCAAGGCAGAUCUACCUGGAGGAAUGGCGGACCGCCGAGAGUCCGGAAGGAUACUCCAAGCUGUACUUUGUCUUCGAAGAGCUCUGCUCCCAAUGCUUCAUUGUCAGGGCGGUGGAAGGCGGCGUGAUGAUCAUGCCUGCCUCAGGGCGCCAUCCAACCUGCCACCUUGGAAGCCGCUGCCGACUGGACACGAUGGAGCGCUCGGACCCUGGAAGCUGGUGAGCGUAGCUGCUAUCGUGCGCGGCCGGGCUUUGGAGGACUACCUAAGUCACCUUCGUGGGCGUCUGGAGCACUACCUCACAAUCGAGGACGACGAGGCCGAUGCCCCUGGUGGUCCAGAGCUCCUCCUGUUCCCGGUGGCGAAGACGUCCUUCAGCAACUCCGGGGCUACUUCUUCGAACGCAGCGGUCCUGGCUGGACUACAGAACAGGCUGGCCAAUUUGGACAAGUUCGAGGAAAGGUUGGUCCCCCUCGAGCAGCACCCGCCUCCAAGUCGGGACCUUGGCAAUGGAAGCGCUCAAGCCCCUGCUUGGGCUCCCCAGCUGUUCGCCGAGGGCGAGUCGGCGCAACUUCGACCGGAACAGGUGACUCGGAACUCGUCGGCUCCGCUGAAGGCCACCGCGAAGGCAAAGUCGAUGGCCAAGUUGUUCGAGCACAUGGGCGACGCGGAUGCAGAGGAGGCCGCCAAAAACGUGGCCGCCGCGGGGACGUUCUUCAGCAGCUACUGGUGCAGCAAACGGCAAAUCGUGCGGGAGCACUUCCAGAAGCAGCCUCUGACGGAGACUGUGGUCCUGGGUUUCUUCAAGACUUUGACCUACCUGGCCUUUCUCCUCUGCACGGCCUGGGAAGCCCUGGAGCAGAACAAAGGAGACGAAGUGGCAUCGCUCAUCGCCAAGGGCCUGUGGCAAACGAGUCCGGGCAGACUCGUCUAG